AUGGCUGAAACCAAACAAGCAGUACUAUCGCGUUAUGUCAAGAGAAACGGAAGUUCAGCAUCGAUUGCAUUGCUAUAUUCACAUAUCAAAGCCAACUAUGAAUGUCUCUAUGUUUGUCAACUUCCAUUCCUUGACGAUUUGAAACAAUAUCAAUUCCCACCGAUCGCACCCACCAACUCGGCAACAAGAAAACCAUACAUUCCAACAGCGGAACAGUGUCUGCACGAUCGAGCACUUCAUCCGGAAUCACAACUUCCAAAACUCGAUCCGAUCAUCUCGAAAUAUAUCAAUCCCGAUGAAGCGAUUAUGGAGAAUGCACAAGAUGCAAUAAAGAACUUCCAAACACUGUUUCCACUCACGAAAACCACCAACUUUAAAUCGGAACCGAAAUAUCGAUGGCAAGAUGGAAUGUUGGUCGAACAACAACAAGAGAUUCGUUUGGAUUCCUAUGUGACAGACGAUGCCAACGCAUCAAAAAAGAGAAAGGCAGACGAUCUUGCAGAUUACUCGCUCGACAAACAAAGCGAUAUCAUUAAUGAAAUAACGUAUUGUCCAACUGGUAAACGAUUCACUCAAAGAUCAAUUCUAUCAGAAGGCAUUGGAGUGUCGUUGAACUUCGUCGUGGAUCUAUCAAAGAAUCAGAAUCACUGGUAUUCAGGUGAACUUCGUGAUUAUUACGAAUCAAAGAAUCGUGAUGACUUUUGGCAACUGAUCGUUACAAAUCAGAUCGGAUUGAUCACAAACGAUGAAAGUGAUGACAGUGAAAUCACUGAAAAAGAAUCAAAAGAAUUCCUCGGUUCUAAACGCAAGACCAUUGCGAUCAACAACAAUCAACCAUCGAAAUCUGAUUCUGUUGAUGAUCUUUUUGAUCAAAUCGAAUAA
Messenger RNA from Heterostelium album PN500, 882 nucleotides. Its product is annotated as ATP-dependent DNA helicase. The coding region runs from base 1 to 882 and encodes 293 amino acids. Gene Ontology annotation, cellular component: Ku70:Ku80 complex. Gene Ontology annotation, molecular function: telomeric repeat DNA binding; double-stranded DNA binding. Lineage: Eukaryota; Evosea; Eumycetozoa; Acytosteliales; Acytosteliaceae. Gene Ontology annotation, biological process: cellular response to X-ray; telomere maintenance; double-strand break repair via nonhomologous end joining. The transcript has 3 exons. The record is from RefSeq and is a predicted model, not a curated record.